Molecule: messenger RNA, 1332 nt
Organism: Rhodamnia argentea
Lineage: Eukaryota; Viridiplantae; Streptophyta; Magnoliopsida; Myrtales; Myrtaceae
Product: acetyl-CoA-benzylalcohol acetyltransferase-like
Exons: 1
Coding region: 1-1332 (443 amino acids)
Source: RefSeq, a predicted model, not a curated record
AUGAAGGUGGAAGUACAGUGGAAGAAGGUGGUGAAGCCGUCGACGCCUACGCCUCAUCACCGGCAAAUACUAAAGCUGUCUUCAAUUGAUGAGCUUCAAGUGCCAAAUUAUGUUGGCAUCAUCUCCUACUAUAGAGAUAAAGCUGAGAAUACAGGAGUUGAUAUUCCUGAAAGGCUUCACCGGAUGGAGGAGUCCCUUUCGGAAACUCUGACAAUCUUUUAUCCUAUGGCAGGGAGAUAUAUCGAAGACGGUGGUUGCUUCAUCGACUGUAAUGACCAUGGAGUCGAGUUUGUGCAUGCCAAAGUGGAUGCCCAGAUUGAUGAGAUUAUCCAUGGAGAGCCUGAUUUGGAUUUGCUCGAUCGUUUGUCAAAAUUCCCGACUGAAGUGGUGGGAAAUCCCUUGGUGGUGAUUCAAGUGAACGUGCUUGAGUGCGGCGGAUUAGUUAUCGGCCUGCGUAUUUCGCAUAAGAUUGGCGAUAUGUACACCAUGGCCAUGUUCAUGAAUUCGUGGGCCACCGCGUGUCAGGGAAACAUGCACGAGAUAGUUCGCCCAAGUUUCGAGCUAUCGUCUAUAUUCACAUUGAAGGAGUCAUCACGCGUAACCUGGCUCGAACCCUGUAUUCGCGAUGAGAAAUUCUUCAUGCACAGGUUCAGGUUUGACGGUAAGGCUAUAUCCAAACUGAAAUCCUUAGCUACAGCUGAUAUGACGGAUUCACCCGCUAAUAGUUUGCAGCCUUCAAGGGUAGAGGUUGUCUCAGCACUAAUAACCAGGGCUCUCGUCAAUAUUGAUCGAAGCAAACAUGGCAAACUAAGGUCUUUCGUCGUUUGCAUGACGAUGAACUUGCGCGAGAAGAUUGGUCUCACAGUACCUGCUAAUUCUUGUGGCAACCUCUAUACCGUGAUUGCCGUUCAACUCAGUAGAGCCAUAGCUGAUGACAGCAACUUGGUGUUCAAAGAAGCGGUGAGUACGAUAAGCGAAAUGGUACGCAACUCCAGAGCAAGAUAUGCAAGAGUAGUAGAAGGGGAGGAGCUCUCUACCAUAGUGAAGGAUUCUACGAUGGAUUUCAUGAAAUUGGUGUUCACUAGUGAGGAGAAUUUAAUUCCAUUUAGUAGCUGGUGCCGGUUCGGGCUACACAAGAACGACUUCGGGUGGGGACGGCCUGCUCUAGUUGGCCCCGCAGCGGCAAAUUUCAGGUCGAUUUUCCUCAUCGACGAUGAAGACAAUGGAGGAAUCGAUGCGUGGGUGACCCUCAAGGAAGAUGAGAUGAUUCUUUUCAAACAAGAUCCGGAGAUCCAAGCAUUCACUUCCCUGUCGGAGAUAGAGGUUGCCUAA